Schistocerca piceifrons (Central American locust) is the source of this 5705-nucleotide messenger RNA. RefSeq names its product cullin-1-like. Gene Ontology annotation, biological process: SCF-dependent proteasomal ubiquitin-dependent protein catabolic process; protein ubiquitination. NCBI's taxonomy places the organism in Eukaryota, Metazoa, Arthropoda, Insecta, Orthoptera, Acrididae. Bases 143 to 2524 code for a protein of 793 amino acids. Gene Ontology annotation, cellular component: SCF ubiquitin ligase complex. The transcript has 16 exons. The record is from RefSeq and is a predicted model, not a curated record. Gene Ontology annotation, molecular function: ubiquitin protein ligase binding.
AAAAAAAAAAAAAAAAAAAAAAAAAAAAUGAUGCAGUACAAAUCAGCUCCGAGGACCAGCUCCGACACACUGUUGUGGCGUUUUGAAAGCUGUAAUAUUUUCAUUGCUCCAUGCAGUUAUAGAAGGGCUGUCCUCACGAAAAAUGUCAGGGUACAGAUACAGAGGGUACAGAGGUUAUGGAGGUUAUGGAGGUUACGGAAGUUAUGGAGGUUAUGGAGGUUAUGGAGGUUAUGGAGCUUAUGGAUAUGCUAUAGGACUGAAGCAAACAGACAUUGAUCAAAUCUGGGAUGAUUUUAAACAUGGCAUGGAACAAGUUUAUAGUCGCCAGCCAAUGCCAAAACCUCGCUAUAUGCAAUUAUACACUUAUGUUUACAACUACUGUACAAGUGUUCAGCAAAAAGUGAACCGCCCAAUAAACAAAUCAAAGAAGGGACCACAUGGUGGGGCUCAGUUGGUGGGUUUUGAACUGUAUAAAAGAGUGAAAGACUUUCUGAGGGAUUAUGUUAUAACACUGUUCCAGGAGGGGGCGGAUCUUAUGGAUGAAGAUAUCCUCCUGUUCUACACAAAGCAAUGGGAAGACUUCCGGUUCAGUUCCAAAGUUCUAAAUGGAAUCUGUGCAUACUUGAACAGACAUUGGGUCCGAAGAGAACGUGAUGAAGGGAAGAAGACUGUAUAUGAUGUGUAUCAGCUGGCGUUAGUUACAUGGCGAGAUAAUUUGUUUAAACAGUUGAACAAACAGGUGACAAAUGCUGUUUUGAAAUUAAUUGAAAGGGAACGUAAUGGAGAAACAAUAAACACAAGAUUAGUAAGUGGAGUUAUCAACUGUUAUGUUGAAUUGGGUUCAAAUGAAGAGGAUCCAGAAGGUAAAGGAAAGAACUUGAUUCUCUACAAAGAGGCAUUUGAAGAUGUAUUUCUGGCUGAUACAGAAAGAUACUAUACCCGAGAAAGCACAGAAUUUCUUCGGUACAGUUCAGUUCCUGAAUAUAUGAAGAGGGUUGAGCUGAGACUAUUUGAAGAACAAAGACGAGUGCACAUAUACCUUCAUCCAUCAACAUUGGAUAUUCUUUGUGACACAUGCGAGAGGGUAUUAAUUGAAAAACAAUUAGAAAUGUUUCAUGUAGAGUUCCAGAGGCUGCUGUAUUUUUAUAAAACCGAAGAUCUUGGAAGAAUGUACCAGUUGGUAUCUCACAUUUUAUUUGGCCUACAAGACUUACGGAGCCUGUUUGACAUCCAUGUUACAAACAUGGGCCUUGCUGCCAUAGAUCAAGUUGGUGAAGCUGCUCUGAAUGAUCCAAAAAUUUAUGUGGAGAUUAUACUGGAAGUGUAUAAGAAAUACAAUUAUUUGGUUUUGACAUCUUUUAAGAAUGAUGCGGGAUUUGCUGCUGCUCUUGACAAAGCUUGUGGAAAAUUUAUCAAUGGAAAUUCAGUGACAAAACUGGCAAAUAGUUCAUCCAAGUCACCAGAACUACUUGCAAAAUUUUGUGAUUUAGUGCUGAAAAAAAGCAGCAGAAUUCCUGAAGAAGCAGAACUCGAGGAUACACUCAAUCAAGUUAUGAUUGUCUUCAAGUACAUAGAAGACAAAGAUGUUUUUCAAAAAUUUUAUAGCAAAAUGCUGGCAAAACGUCUGGUGCACCAUAUGUCUGCAAGUGAUGAUGCGGAGGCAUCAAUGAUCUCUAAAUUAAAACAAACAUGUGGUUUUGAGUACACAUCAAAGCUGCAAAGGAUGUUCCAGGACAUAGGUGUUUCCAAAGACUUAAACGAGAUGUUCAAAACACAUCUGAUUAAUUCACACGAACCAUUGGACAUAGAUUUCAAUAUCCAAGUACUUUCAUCUGGUUCUUGGCCAUUUCAGCAGCCAUGUGACUUUACAGUGCCCUCUGAACUGGAACGUAGUUUACAACGUUUUGCAAUGUUCUAUGGCACCCAGCACAAUGGUAGGAAGCUGCAUUGGUUGCAUAACUUGUCAAAGGGAGAACUGGUUACAAACUGCUUCAAAAACAGGUAUACAUUACAGGCAUCAACCUUCCAGAUGGCAGUAUUAUUGCAGUAUAAUUUGAGUGAGGUCUGGACAGUGCAACAGCUUCAGGAAUCAACUCAAAUUAGUCUCGAUGUACUAGUACAGGUCAUCCAAGUUCUCAUGAAAACAAAGCUACUUCAGUCUGAAGAUGAUGAAAGUGAUUUGCAACCUACUUCUGUUAUAGCAUUAUGUUCAAGCUACAAAAAUAAGAAACUCAGGGUGAAUAUCAACAUACCAUUGAAAUCAGAAUUGAGACAUGAUCAAGAGGCAACACAGAAGACUAUCGAAGAAGAUCGCAAAAUAUUAAUACAGGCAGCCAUAGUGAGAAUACUGAAAAUGAGAAAAACACUGAAGCACCAGCAACUUGUUGCUGAAGUAUUAGAGCAGUUGGCAUCAAGAUUUAAGCCCAGAGUUCAUGUUAUCAAAAAAUGUAUUGAUAUACUAAUUGAGAAGGAAUAUUUGGAACGAGCAGAGAACCAAAGAGAUACCUACAGUUACCUUGCUUGAAUACUACAUGGCAGAUGGUGACCAAAUGGUGGUCAAAUGUUUCUGCAGCAUGAGGAUAAUGUUACAUACCAUAUAUAAUCAUGUGCAUUUGAUAUAUGUAAAAUUGUGCAUGAUGUAUGUUUUGUUAAUUUUUUAUUACAUUUAUGUUGUAAUAGAAAAUCAUGAAUGUACAAAAUAAUUUACAUUUUUUUUAUAUGAAAAGUUUUUCAAAGAAGUAAAAUGAGUUAUUGUGCCCAUCUUUUUAUGAAUCUAGUUUUGAGUGGCAGAAUUGUGUGUGUUUGUGUGUGUGUGUGUGUGUGUGUGUGUGUGUGUGUGUGUGUGUGUGUAUGUGUGUGUGAAAGAGUGUGCACGUGCACCUGCAUGUGCAUGAGUGCAAGUAUGUGUGUGCGUGUGCAUGUGCAGAAUCAACUGCAGAACUGAGAGUAGUUGACAUGUUAGAUUGUUGAAUAUGAAUUCAAAUUUGUUAUUGUUUUGGUUAAUUCUUAUUUUUAUUGCAUAAUUCUGUUACAAGAAAAUAUUAACAUGAACUUACAUUGAAAAGUAUGCAGUUUUGAUUUCAAUUAGUUAUUCCCUGAAAUUUAUACGUAUAUUGUAUUUUAAAAAAAGUGAAAAAAAAGGAAAAAGGAAAGUGGAUGUUCAGUGUUUACAUAAGAUAGGUGUCUAUUAUUGGUGUCUCAUUAACUAAUUAACUAUCCUAAUUGUGAUUAACUGUGAGAAUUAUCUGUACAACUAAGAGCAGUUGACAUUCUGCUAGAUUGCUGAAUAUAAAUUCGUAUUUGUUAUUGUUUUUGGUUAAUUGGUAUUGUUAUUUCAUAAUUCUGUUACCAGCAAAGUUUCACAGAAUUUUUAUUGAAAGGUAUGUGCUUUUGAUUUCAAUCAUUUAUGCCUGGAAAUUUAUUAUAUAUUGUAAACUAAAAAAAAGUAGAUGUUCAGUGUUUACAUAUAGUACGUGUCUGUUAUUGGUGUCUCAGUAACUAUUCUAAUUGUGAUUAACUGUGAGAAUCACCUGCAGAACUAAGUGAAGUUGAAAUCUUAGAUUGCUGAAUAUGAAUUCAUAUUAGUUAUUGUUUUUGGUCAACUGGUAUUGUUAUUGCAUAAUUUUGUUACCAGCACAAUUUCACAAGAGUUUCGCUGAAGGGUUUGCGCUUCUGAUUUCAAUCAGUUAUCCCAGGAAAUUUAUCAUACAUUGUAAACUAAAAAGAAAGAAAAGUGGAUGUUCAGUUUUUACACAUGGUAGGUGUCUAUUAUUGGUGUCUCAACGACUGUUGUAAUUAUGAUUAACUAUGAGAAUCACCUGUAGAAUUACGAGUAGUUGACAUGUUAGAUUACUAAAUAUGAAUUCAUAUUUUUUAUUGUUUUGGUUAAUUGAUAUUGUCACUGCAUAAUUCUGUUGCCAGAAAACAUUCACAGAAUUUUCAUUGAAAGGUUGCACUUUGAUUUCAAAUAGUUAUCUCUGGAAAUUUAUACAUACAUUGUAAACCAUAAAAAAAAGCUAAUAUUCAGUAUUUACAUAUUGGUAGGUGUCUAUUAUUGGUGUCUCCGUGACUAUUCUAAUUGUGAUUAACUGUAAGAAUCACCUGUAGAACUAAGUAUAGUUGACAUGUAGAUUGCUGAAUAUACAUUCAUAUUUGUUAUUGUUUUUGAUUAAUUGAUAUUGUUAUUGCAUAAUUCUGUUAGCAGCACACUUUCACAGGAUUUCCACUGAAAUGUAUGCAGUUUUUUUUAUUUCAAUCAGUUAUCCCUGGAAAUUUUUCAUACAUUGUAAACUAAAAAAAAGUGGAUUUCAGUGUUCACAUAUGGUAGGUGUCUAUUAUUGGUGUGUCUCUGACUAUUGUAAUUGUGAUUGAGUGUGAGAAUCACAUGUAAAACUAAGAGUAGUUAACAUGCUUUACUGCUGAAUAUGAAUUCAUAUUAGUUAUUGUUUUUGGUUAUAGGUAUUGUUACUGCAUAAUUCUGUUACCAGAAAACUUUCACAGAAUUUUCAUUUUCACUUUUGAUUUCAACUGGUUAUGCCCGGAAACAUACAUUAGAAACUAAAAACAAGUGGAUGCUCGGCGUUUACAUAUAGUAGGUGUAUGUCAUUUGUGUCUCAUUGACUAAUCUAUCUGCAAUUAACUGUGAAAAUCACAUGCAGAACUAAGAGUAGUUGACAUGUUAUACUGCCGAAUAUGUACUCAUAUUUGUUGUUUUUUUUGGUUAACUGGCAUUGUCAUUACGUAAUUUUGUUACCAGGAAACAUUCACAGAAUUUUCAUUGAUAGGUAUGCGCUUUUGAUUUCAAAUAGUUGUGGCUGGAAAAUUUGUGCAUACAAUGUAAACUAAAAAAAUACAAAGUAGAUGUUCAGUGUUUACAUAUGGUAGGUGUCUAUUAUUGGUGUCUCAUUGAGUAGUCUAAUUGUGAUUAACUGUGAGAAUAACCUGUAGAAUAAGAGUAGUUGACAUGUUAGAUUGCUGAAUAUGAAUUUAUAUUUGUUAUUGUUUUUGGUCAAUUGGUAUUUUUAUUGCGUAGUUCCAUUACCAGAAAACAUUAACAGCAUUUCCAUUGAAAAGUAUGCACUUUUAACUUCAGUUGGUUAUUCCUGGGAAUUUAUACAUACAUUAACAGAAUUUCCAUUGAAAAGUAUACACAUUUAAUUUCAAUUUGUUAUACCUGGGACUUUAUACAUACAUUGGAAACUUUAAAAAAUGUGAAUGUUCAAUGUAUACAUAUGGCAGGCAUCUAUUAUUGGGUUAUCAUUGACUAUUCUAUUGUAAUUGUGGUUAAGUGUGAGAAUCUACUUCUGCAGAAUAGGAGUAUUUGACAUAUGAGAUUGCUGAAUAUGAAUUAAUACUUAUGAUUGUUUUUGGUUAAUUGGUAUUGUAGUUCUCUUACCAGCAAAUAAUCACAAAAUUUUCAUUGAAAUACAUGCACAUUUGAUUUCUAUCAGUUAUACAUGGAAAUUUAUACAUACAUUGUAAAGUAAAAAGAAAAAGUGGAUGUUAAAUGUAUACAUAUGUUUGGUAUGCAUUAUUAGUGUCUCAUUGACUAUUCAAAUUGUCGUAAUUGUCAAUGUAUUACUGGUAGAAAAUUUGGUACUUUAAUCAGAGUGAAGAUAGUGAUCACCCACAUAAAUCUGUGUGUGUGUGUGUGUGUGAGAGAGAGAGAGAGAGAGAGAGAGAGAGAGAGAGAGAGAGAGAGAGAG